AUGGUGAUCGGAAGAGUGUUAAUUCAGCAGCGACGUCGUAGUUUUUACGAAGAAUAUAUCAUUCUAUCAUUGACUGAAAGAGAACUACUGUUAGAAGCCCAAAAAGGCUUAGAAGGGUUAUUGCCGGGUGAAAAUGAUGAUAAUUGUGAUGAGACAGAAAGCGGUUCCGAGAGUGAAGAUAACGUUCAAGAAGCCUUUAGUCCAUCUGAGUCUGAAUUUGAGCCGACAACUAGCAGUGACACUGAUUCAGAAUAUGACUUACCAUCUACAAGUAAGAAAAGAAAAAAGGCAUCCAAAGUAAGCAAUUUAUCUUGUAUUGCAGUCAAUCCUGAGGAUGAUACGGUGUCAGAUAAUCAGGAAGAAAAUGAAGAUGCAACACAGGAUAUUAUAACAAUAGGAAGUACCGCAGAUAAACCUGUAAAGCGGCUACGCCUUCCCGCAAGUCUAAAAGGUAAAAACGGACACAGGUGGUCAUCCGAGCCAAAAGCACCGAGAAGAACUCCCAAACGCAAUAUUGUACACAUCAUGCAAGGUCCCACUAAUGCUGUCAAAGAAGCAUUUACUCCUUUAGACGUUUUUCAUUGUUUUCUAACUCCGAAUUCUCUUCAAAAAAUUGUUAAUUAUACAAAUGCUGAGAUAUUCAUUCGAGCUCAAAAAUAUAAGACAAGUAAGUACACUAACUCAGACGUAAAACAGGAAGAAUUGCAUGCCUUAUUGGGACUUUUAAUAUUCGCGGCCUCUCAAAAGGAUAAUCACUUGGCAACGAGAGAAAUGUUCAACGAAAAGCUUUCAGGUUCAAUAUAUAAAGCAACAAUGAGCCGUGACAGGUUUGAGUUUCUCAUAGAGUGUCUUCGAUUUGAUGAUAAAGCCACUCGGUCAGAAAGGAAAAAAUCUGAUUCAUUAGCGGCAAUACGAGAAAUAUGGGGCGACUUAAUGGAUAAAUGCAGAAAAUCGUAUAAACCGGGAUCCUACCUUACAAUCGACGAACAGCUGCUGGCUUUCAGGGGAAGAUGUCCCUUUAGGAUGUACAUCCCAAAUAAGCCAGCUAAAUAUGGACUAAAAAUUGUUAUGAUGUGUGAUGUCGGUACUAAAUACAUGUAUGAUGCCGAUCCGUAUUUGGGCAAAGGGACUAAAACAAAUGGCCAACCACUGGGAGAAUUUUAUGUUAAAAAAUUGACCCAAGCAGUACAUGGUAGCAACCGGAAUAUAACAACCGAUAAUUGGUUCACUUCGGUACCCCUGGCUACAGACCUUCUAAAAGCCCCUUACAAUUUAACCUUAGUAGGAACCCUAAGACAGAAUAAAAAAGAGAUUCCUCCAGAACUAUUGAACCUGAAAAAUCGAGAAAUUGGGAGUUCACUCUUUUGUUUCGACGGUGAAAAAACUCUGGUUUCAUAUAAAACCAAAACAAACAAAUCCGUUCUUCUUCUCUCAACAUUGCAUGAUGGUCCAAUACUUUGUGAUAAGACUGGAAAACCUGACAUUAUCACGUUUUAUAAUGCAACCAAAUAUGGUGUAGAUACAUUUGACCAGAUGUGCGGGAACAUGAACGUAUCAAGGAAAACAAGGAGAUGGCCGCUUUGUCUCUUCUACGGUAUGAUUAAUAUAGCCUGUAUUAAUUCAUGGAUUGUUUAUAAUCAUAACCAACGAAGAAAGGGAUUAGAAACAACUCGAGAAAAAAUUUAUGUGUUUAUUAUCAGAGCAACUAAUAAAACCAUGGUUGGAGCAGCGGAAAACUUGGCCAACUUUAACCCGCUCGCUAAGACUGAUAAUCGAAAAUAUUUUAAAUUCAGAUGGACCACAGGAAAGAGCAACUCCUAUUGA
Molecule: messenger RNA, 1824 nt
Organism: Sitophilus oryzae (rice weevil)
Lineage: Eukaryota; Metazoa; Arthropoda; Insecta; Coleoptera; Curculionidae
Product: piggyBac transposable element-derived protein 4-like
Exons: 2
Coding region: 1-1824 (607 amino acids)
Source: RefSeq, a predicted model, not a curated record